AUGGAUGGUGCAAAGCAACCCAGACCGAUGAGAACGGAUCCAAGUCAGAGAAAUAUGAAUUUAUUUUGUGAUUAUCAUGGAACUCAUGGUCAUCGUACAGUCGAUUACCGACACCUCAAGGAUGAGGUCGCUCGACAAUUGAAAGAUGGGUAUUUAAGGGAAUUCCUAAGUAAUAGGGCUAAAGAUAACUACGGAAAACACAGGGACUCAGUUAAGCAAGAACCACAGGUUGAGCCUCUUCAUGUUAUUAACAUGAUAAUUGAUGAGCCUGGACAAUCUAAAGCAAUACCAGAAAGGAAACAAUUGCCCCUUCGGAUCGAAAAUCGGAAAGAAAGAUGA
Lycium ferocissimum is the source of this 339-nucleotide messenger RNA. RefSeq lists its product as uncharacterized. Bases 1 to 339 code for a protein of 112 amino acids. The record is from RefSeq and is a predicted model, not a curated record. Lineage: Eukaryota; Viridiplantae; Streptophyta; Magnoliopsida; Solanales; Solanaceae. The transcript is spliced from 2 exons.